GACUUCAUCUUUCGAACCCUCAGAGCUGGUCUCAUCACUUACUUUACGCAAAAACGAACAUCAUCUUCGGUGCCGUGCGCCCCUCAUAACUUUGCAUUUUCUCUCCUACUCUCGCUAAACUCGAAAUUCACAAUGGUUCAUUCUCGUGCCGUUAUCACUACUCUCCUCGCUGUCGGAACUGCAUCUGUGCUCGCAGCUCCUGUUCCUGAAAGCUUUGCCAACGUUCUCGCUGCUCGAGGACCGGAAGACCAACCUCCUCCAGGUGCCUUUGGUCAACAACCUCCUCAAGGUCUACAAGCGGCUUCAGUGGCCAAGAACCUCAAGGUGGUCCUCCUGGCGCUCUCAGUCAAGGUCCCCAGUCACCUGCUGGGUCUCCUGGAUUCCAUGGUCCUCCCCACCUCGGUGGACAGUUCGGAAUUCCGCACAGUGGACUUGAAGGCAUGCGAGGUCCUGGACCUCAUCCGCCUCCUGGAAACAUGUUUCCGCCAGGUCCACCCGGAGGUACGCAAGGUCCUCCGCCCCCGCACCACUUUAAGCCUCGUGAUGACAUGCCGCAUCCUCCUCCACAAGGCCCUCCGGGAGGAUCUGGCGAACUUCAGUCACCUCAUCCUUCUCACUUUGGGCGUCGGCAGAUGCCUGGACAGCAGGGCCCUCAGGGCCCUCCCCCGGCGGGUCAGCACCCUCAAGAUCCAGCUGGUGGACCCCAAGGCAUGCAACAAGGCGCGCCUCCCGCAGACAGGGCCGGACCGGGUGGGCCUCAGUCUGCUCACCAACCCUUUGGACGUCGGCAAUCACCUCAAGGACCACCUCAAGAUCAUAUAAUUAAGCAGCAAGGUGAACAAGUCGGACAUGAAGGUCACGGUGGACAAGGUACUAU
Molecule: messenger RNA, 877 nt
Organism: Lentinula edodes (shiitake mushroom)
Lineage: Eukaryota; Fungi; Basidiomycota; Agaricomycetes; Agaricales; Omphalotaceae
Exons: 3
Coding region: 133-822 (229 amino acids)
Source: RefSeq, a predicted model, not a curated record